Molecule: messenger RNA, 1357 nt
Organism: Vigna radiata var. radiata (mung bean)
Lineage: Eukaryota; Viridiplantae; Streptophyta; Magnoliopsida; Fabales; Fabaceae
Product: 37S ribosomal protein rsm18, mitochondrial
Exons: 7
Coding region: 418-1218 (266 amino acids)
Biological process (GO): translation
Cellular component (GO): ribosome; mitochondrial small ribosomal subunit
Molecular function (GO): small ribosomal subunit rRNA binding; structural constituent of ribosome
Source: RefSeq, a predicted model, not a curated record
GCGAAUUUCAGUGACCCGGGCCAAUAAAGAUUUAUUUUUUCAUGAGACUAAAGCAAAACGACGCCGCUCUACCUGUAACAGACAGACAGAGGGAAUCCCUUGCUCUAGCCACCACUAUAAGGCGACGUCGUAGGGGUGUCUUGCCGCCGCGCCACCAUCUUCUUCAAACAAUAAACAUUCAGUUUCCAUUACUCGGAACCCUUAAAUUUGGAGACCGAAAACUUCUCAUUUUUCUGGCAAGGGUGCAGGGAGCAGUGGUCUCCUUUUCUCCUCCCAAUCUGCCGCAGACGACGGCGGCGAGGGCGCGCGACGCACGACGGUCUGUGACUCAACCGCGAGCGGUUCAGAAAGAGGAACUAACCACUGUGGGGCAGUAGAAGAAGAAGAGUGAAACCCUAAUCCUCUAAUCAGAACAAAAUGAAGAUUGUUUCAGUUGCAGUUAGGUCACUAAGUGUCAAUUUGUCCCAUCAGUUUUAUCAGACUCAUAUGUUCAGAAGCCUUUCCACUUGGGGAUUUACAGAUAAUCAAACCAGUGAUCAGCAGGCUAACAAGUCAGAACCUCCUGAGGAGUUUGGGAUGUUUGGAGAAAAUCGUGGUAGAUUUCCCCAAUUUGAUUCCAUUCUUGAAAAGAUUAGCCAACAGGGAAGGGCUCGACAUAGAUCUGGUUUUGGAAAUGGUGCUGGUUUUCAUAUGAUGGAUUAUCUAGAAGAAAAUGAUGACUCGUUAUCUGAUGGAAUGGAUGAAAACCUGAAGAAUGCUGCCACAUGCUUUGAAGUUGAUGAGGAUGAAAUUGAGAAAGAAGAUUAUGCUUUUCGAUACGAUACCGAUUUCAUACCUGGUUCAACAUAUGAUAUAAAGGAUCUGGAUCUUACCAAACCUGGUGUACGCAAGCCUCCCAUGAGGGAUGAAUUCCGUGUAACCACCAAAGAAGUUCUCAGUCAAGCAGAUUUCAGGAAUGUAAGAUUCCUGGCAAAUUUCAUAACAGAGGCAGGAAUUAUAAUCAAGCGAAGCAAGACCGGCAUCAGUGCAAAGGCUCAAAGAAAGGUUGCCAGGGAGAUAAAAACUGCUCGAGCAUUUGGCUUGAUGCCCUUUACAACAAUGGGAACGAAGUCAUUUAUUUUUGGAAGAACUAUGGAGAAUCUUGAUGAAGACUUUUCAUACGAAAUUAGGAAGCAGGACAUGGAUGAGGAACCUGAUUUGGAUGGAGGUCAAGCUUAGAACAUUGGUGUAGAUACUUAUGCUUGUGGAGUUAAAAGUAACUUGCAUCAUCCCAUCUACUUUUUCUUUCAUUUCUCUCUUUGGCCAAGAGACUUCAAAUUUAUUGGAAUCCCAGUUUUGCAUCUGACUUUCUUUUUUA